UGUUGUGUAUCCAGGCGUGUUUGUAGUGAAACGAGAUCCAGCCUCGAGAUCUGAUUGAAGUAGGUGGUUCUCUCACAGCGCGGUAUUGUACCGAGUGUUUCAUUACCAGAGCUGCAGCCAGCCGGGAGCAGCGGGCAAAAUUGUACUUCAAAUCACUCGGAUUAUUAAACCCGCGGCAACAAUUGAAACAUUGAGGGGCCGUUCUCGUUUUGUUUGGAGGAGGUUCCAGCACCCUGCGGGGAUGUUUAACUGGAGUAGUAGGGUUUCUAUUACGCUGGCAUCGCCGUGCGCCUCAGUAGGAGCAGUUUACUAUAACUUUGGGCUGGAGGUGGUUCGCUUCUCGCGAGUGAGAGAGACCAGUGCAGGCUCGUGUAGCCUUACCCCAAGCCCGCUACUAAACCUGAGACAGUUGGACAACAUCUCGGCGCAAAACGGACCUACAAUUCCAAAUUUAACCGGUUUCUUUUAGCACUUGACAACAUCUGUAUAUUUUUGAUAUUUCCAAACCUGAGGAUUUUUGAAGAUAUUUAAUUACGAGUAUAUCUUUAGGCUAUUUGGGGAAUUUAUUUCCAAAUACUUUUAUUUGUAUUUUUUAUUAUACGCAUCUGUUUUAUUUUAAUAUUUUAUGAAAUUAGUUUUUCACUUUAUUUGGAAACAUUUUCUAACCCCUGCACUUGUUUUGGGAACACGAGCGCUCCUUGACGCGACAUGAGGACUGUCGCCUGGCUGUCCGCACGGCAUUGUCAUUGUAAUUUUCACGUGUCAUGUCGAUAUUCGGAUGCCGGAGGACACGGGAUGUCGUUUAGCAUUUUGACAAACUGAAGGUUAUGGUCUGGAACAAAACCAAAUGAAGAACGCUAUAGUAGCCUGAAUGGGGGCAAUUAUGCUGGAGUCCCAUAUAUUCUAGGGUUUUCAUUCGCACACCAACCCAUGGGGAUUUAAAUAUUUAUGUAUAUGUAUAUUCUAGCAUACAAUUUCCUUUUUUUAACGUUUUUCUUCUUCUUUUUUACUGGACCAAUUUUAGGAUGUUGUUGUAUUGCUGCUCGAGCGCCUUGAACUUUCUUUUAAGUUCACCUGCAGCUUUUUAUUCGUGUUUUUACUGUUCCAAAUGCCACAGUCCUCCUCGCCUUUAAUUACAGGUACAGAAGCCAGCUGCGAGAACGAAGGAGAGGUGCUCCACAUACCCAACAUAACGGACAACCCGUGCAUCACCUGCGUCUGUCUGAAGGAGAAGGCAGACUGUAAACAGGAGAAGUGUCCCCUGGUGUCUGAGGACUGUGCUCUGGUUGUCAAACAGACAGGAGCCUGCUGUGAGAGAUGCAAAGGUUGUCAGCUGGAUGGAGAGUCUUAUAAUAGUUCUGUCUCCUGGACCAGCUCCAUCAAGCCCUGCAUCUCUCGCCGCUGUCAGGAAGGUGUCGUAACUGAAGCGGAAGCACAAUGUGUCGUUCACUGCAGGAACCCCAAGAUUCACCCCAAGAAGUGCUGCCCAACGUGCCCGAGCUGUAUCUUGGAGGGCCAUCUGUACAAAGAGAGGGAAGAGUUUCACCCUGAGGGAAAACCCUGUAUUAAAUGCACCUGCACUGGAGGGCGUACCCUAUGCGUCAGGGAUGUGUGUCCUGUCCUCUCAUGCCCCGCCCACCUGAGCCACACUCAGCCCGGACAGUGCUGUCCCAAGUGCCUCGGUCAGAGGAAAGUGUUUGACCUAUCGAUGGGGAGUUGUCUGUUCCACAGUGAGGUCUAUGAGGACGGCACCUCUUUCAAACAUGACAACUGCACCACCUGUACCUGCAAGAAUUCCACUGUGGUGUGUAGGAAGCGCUGCUCUCGGCCGGGCAGUUGCCAUGGUGACCAGUGCUGUGAGGCGUGUCUGUCCUUUGUGAAGGUAGCGGAAGUGAAGUACUGCCGGGCCAGGAACAAGUUCUACCGGGAGGGAGACAUGUGGUCGUCUGUGAACUGCACUCUGUGUGCCUGUGUCAAGGGGGCCAUCGAGUGCCAGCCAAAGCAGUGUGUGCCAAUCACCAGCUGCCCCUCGAAUAAGAUCCUGAACAGGACAGGCUGCUGCCCGGUUUGCACUGAAAAGCCAGGCGUGUGCACUGUAUUCGGCGACCCCCACUACAACACCUUCGACGGGCGCACAUUUAACUUCCAAGGAACCUGCCAGUAUGUUCUAACUCGAGACUGUGGUAGCGCCCCCUCUGGCGGGGGUGGAAACAGCGCUGGCUCUGACUCUGGCUUCACGGUUGUGGUGAGGAACGAUGCGAGGCGAACCCGCUCCUACUCCUGGACCCAGUCAGUGGAGCUGAGGAUAGGAGGGCUGAGUCUCAGCCUGCACCAGCACCUAACGGUGAGGAGGAACGGCACACGCAUCGCCCUGCCCUACCAUGGCCCUGGGAUCCACAUCGACCUGGAUGGAUACCUGCUCAAACUCACCACCAUUGCAGGUCUGGAGAUCACGUGGGACGGGGACAGCUUUGUGGAGGUGGUGGCUGCUCCUCACCUGCGUGGUCGUCUCUGCGGCCUCUGUGGGAACUACAAUGGACACAAGCGGGAUGACACCAUGGGCAGCGAUGGCCUCUUCAAAUUCGUGGUGGAUGAGUUUGCAGAGUCGUGGCGCGUGGAGGGGAACGAGGUUUGUGCCCAGCCCAUCAGGAGGCCCAUCUCGUACCUCUGUCCCGGCAGUGUAAAGAUCAGGUUCCGCGCUCACAGGGAGUGUCAGAAGCUCAAGUCCUGGGAGUUCCAGAAGUGUCACCAGGUGGUGGACUUUGCCUCCUUCUAUAGGUCCUGUGUAACAGACAUGUGUGAGUGUCCGGUGCAUAAGAACUGUUACUGUGAGUCCUUCAUCGCCUACAGUCGGGCCUGUGAGAGGGAGGGAGCCCCCUUCUACUGGAAGCCAGAGGCUGCCUGCAUGGCCACCCAGUGUAAACACGGAGCGGUGUAUGACACCUGUGGCCCGGGCUGCACCAAGACCUGUGACAACUGGAAUGAGAUCAGGCCCUGCCACAAGCCCUGCGUUGCCGGCUGCCACUGCCCAGCCAACCUGGUGCUGUUCCAGGGCCGCUGCAUCAAGCCCACAGCCUGCCCUGGCCGGUGACCCUAGUGCCCCAGGGGAAGGGGGCUGAGAGAGCGCCAAACAGCCAACACUGCCUAGCACUCAGGGUCCAUACCUGUGGGGGGGACAUUGGGGUGAGUGUGGGGUGAUUAAUGGAUUUGCAGACAGGCAACGAUGGACUGAAGGGGUUCUCAGAAGACAGGUGGAGGCCUCAUCCACUCUGAGGGAGAUAGAUACCGGCCAUCACAAACUGGGGUUUGGAACUCCGCUGUCGGCUGCUCUUACUCGUCCACCACUACCUUGUGUUUCCACAGGAUGGCGCCCACGUUGUCAUUCAAAUGGGAUAGGAAUCUGGAGGGAAACAUCACCCCUGUAGUUAAAAGAGGAAGAGACCCUUUGGGAAAGCCUUUGUGGCUACGCUUCUUUAGUUACUGGACACUCAAGGGACAUUCAUCCAGACUGUCAUGGACCUUCAGGAAAAGGGUGGGGCUGGCUCUGUGUUGAGCCAAUAUGGCCUCAGUGUUUCACUCUGUUGCAGCACACAGACAUUCAAAAUCAGGAAACCAACCAAUGCAUCUUAAACAAGCAUGUUCACCCUGCCAGCAUAAGAGAUAAGCUCUAUGAUGAAUAUAUUGAACAACCCCCAGGUAUCACGUGCAUAAGAUUAUUUUAUACUGUAAACUAAAAAGACUUGCAUAAAAACAGAUAGCUUUUUGUAUGAUUAUUGUUGUUGAUAUUGUUAAUUUAUAUAGCGAUCAAUAAAUAUGUUGUAGCAAGAGCCAGAAUCAUACAUUUAAUUUUGUUAUAAAUGAUUUAAAGGGAAAAAAGCUAUUUAUGUGUUUGUGUAAUUGUGUCUUGUGUGAAGAGAAAUGCCCAUAUGUGACUCGGUUGUUGCAUCAUCGCAGGGAAGAAACGUACUGUAUUUUUAAAUGCUCAGUGUACAGGUUGUUGUGUGUUGAUUCUCAAACUGAAGGUGUUCCUCAAGACGUACAUUUAACUUGACCUUGUAUUAUUUAAGACCAGCAAUAUAUAAUUUCCAUGAAACUCAUCGCUGACGGUUUUCUUCCUUUAUUUUGGUUGACUGAUAAAAAGUUCAUUCCAAUUUAAAUAGAUGUGUACACUUUAAUAAACCUCAAAGCACAUAAAACUAGAGAUAGAAGUCAACCACUUUGAUAAAUGUGGCAAGAGAGGUUGUACUAGGACAGUAACUGUAUGGGUCAGAAAUAACACUGGAUGCCAGAGAGACACAAAUUGGAAAUAGCGUUAGCCAUCCAAGUUCAUGGUUCCAAACUGCUGUGAAAACAAAACAUAUUACAUUUGUAUACCCAUCGCUGUAUACCCAUGUCCCAGACACACAACAGCACCAGUUAAAUACCAUUUAAGCACCUUAUGAACACACAUCCGAACUGGGCACAAACUGGUUGAAUCAAUGUUGUUUCAACGUAAAUUUGUCAAUGUAUUGUAACAUGGAAUCUAUGUGGAAAAUAUAUUGGAUUUGAAAAAACUAUUGUUUUGAGGGUGAAAUGUCAACCACAGGAUUAUGUCAUCGUUGUAACCCCUUUUCAACAAAAACAACCCUUGUGUAAAAUAUGUUGAAUUUGUACCUUUGAAACAACGUCAGAUCUUCAACGACAUAUCCACUAUCAGAAGAAAAAACAAUAGGCUCAGCAGCACCUUCUAUUGGAGAGAUGAUCUAUAUACAGUUAUUCAUUUGGUCCCUCAUCCAGGGUUUUAACCAAGCCCAUUCCUGCUUAGCUUUGAUAUUUGUCACCAAAUAGCACAAUUGAAGGAGAUGUAUCUUCUGAUUGGAUAGUUGCAUCUGUGCCACUGACUUAGUCUGGCUUUAAUUCCAGUUUGUCUACAAAUGAAUAAUUGAUAUGUUGAAUUCAUGUCUCCAUCUCAACCAAAAAUCUAAGUUAAAGAAUAGGACUAAAUCACAUCUAACUUUAAAUGCACUUCAACUUUGAUUUAGUCAUAUUCUUUUAUUUUGAUUUUUGGUUGACAUAAAUUCAUGUAGACAAACUGGAAUUAAAGCCAUACUAAGUCAGUGGCAAAAAAGAUACAUCUCUUUCAAAUGUUGAUAUUUGGUUGUGUUGACAACCAAACACAAUUCAAUAUCAUUUUUGCAAUACAGUAAAUAGCCUAUUAAUUUGACGACAAAUUAUGUUGGAUUCACGUCUCCAACUAAACCAAAAAUAAAAGUUAAAGAAUAGGAUUAAGCCAGUGGCUCAGCUGAAACCAUCCAAGCAUUAGAUACUUUAAAAUGUUGAAAUUUGAUUGACUUUUGGAAUACAGUAAAUAGCAUAAAGUUAAGGCUAUUUUACAAACUAAUGUAAAGGUAUUUAUUCAACCUUAAAAUGAGUAACACACAUCCAUGGCCAAAUUUUGAGGUUAGCCUACAGUAACUAUAAAUAUCUUCUGUUAUAAUAGAAAUUGUGCAUGUUCCAAGAUAGCAUGAUAACACAGCAGGUUUGUGGUGAUCUUCACAAUUGCUAUAAUAAUCUGCGCAGAUUCUAGCGCGCUAUUGAUCACUGUCACAACAGUUGCUAAAUUAAAAGAUGUGAUCCAAUGUGAUUGCUAUCACUCCAAAUCUGUUGAAUCUAUGGAACUAAUGAAAAAACAAGUGGUCAAUGUAUAGCAGCUGUUACAUGUUAUGAGUAACUCAGUGUAAUGAAAAUAGACUUAGAUCUAAGUAAAAAUAGAUGUUCAGCGUCUGUAUUCUAAAAACUACUUGUUUUGCUUCUUUGGUACUUCUAAAAAUGUCUACACAGGUCUGAAUCGAGCCCAGUGAUAUAUGGUUGGGAACUUUGGACAGUGAUAUAUGGUUGGGCCAGUAACCAGGUUUCCAUCCAACCUUUUUAUGCGAGUAAAGUCAGAUUUAAAAAAAAUGCCACAACAGGCCCACAUUUGUGGGUAAACUUUCCAAAUUUCGACAAAACUAAAUACGCUAGACAAGGUGGGAUCUUUUUCUGUCUGUAAAAUGAAUUAUGUGAGAAAUAUCGGUGGAAACGCAUUUAUGUGCAAAUAUUGAUGUAAUAACUGUCAUAUAGAAGUACAUUUGGAGUCAUGUGAUAUUGUGUGGUCCUCCCACUACGACUCAGGAAAGCUUGCAGUUUAUUAGGCUAUAUGAAAUAAAUGAUAAACUUCACAGGGUGGUGAAAGUGCACGGUGAUGAGCCUUUCCAAUAAAUAUCGAGGGUCUUAUUCUGGUGACAUGAUGAUCGAUGCUUGGCUGCCGUUUGACAAAUACAAAUAAUCACGCUCUUAUCCGUAAUAAUCGCAUCAUGUAGACUAGCCUACCUGCAAAACAGCAAAAGUUAUUUUUAUGUGCACUACGUCAUCACGCACAGACUGUUAUCCGCAACAAGUCAAUGUGAUGGAAACAUCUCUGGUGGGAAUGUGCACAUAUUGUUUUAAUGCGGAUUUUAGAAUAUUUGCAUGAAAAUCUGUCACCAAUAGGAUGGAUACCUAGCUAUUGAGUGAGACAGAAUCAGAAAGUCAAAUGAUUGAUGUGGAAAUAGUAGAAUAUUAGCUAUAAAGGGUAUGGUGAACUCAAAGUACUGGGUGUUAGUUGCAUUUAAAGAUCAGAAAGGUGCUGUUAAAAGCAAUGCAAAAUAUUUUAGGGGGAAACUGCUGAAAGUGUUGAUAUUACAAUUAAACUAAAGUGCUUUGACAUGUAAAGGAUUGACCCCGGCUCAUUUACAUGUUACUGAUAUUUACCUGUUCACCAGAACAGGUCAAUAUUCCAACUAAAACCUUUAAGUGGUCAAUUGAAACUUUAGAAACUGAUUUGACAUAAAAAAUAUGAGUAUGUCCUUUUGUAUCAUCUGUAGCUUAGAUCGAUGUGAGCUGUACCCUGGCCUCGUCAAAGACUGAUUUUUGAAAGUGUCAUGAUACUGAUAAAAACAUGGAAUGGG
This is a messenger RNA of Oncorhynchus gorbuscha (pink salmon), 6965 nucleotides long. RefSeq names its product BMP-binding endothelial regulator protein-like. NCBI's taxonomy places the organism in Eukaryota, Metazoa, Chordata, Actinopteri, Salmoniformes, Salmonidae. Gene Ontology annotation, molecular function: protein binding. The transcript is spliced from 15 exons. The record is from RefSeq and is a predicted model, not a curated record. The coding region runs from base 1109 to 3091 and encodes 660 amino acids.